This is a messenger RNA of Penicillium psychrosexuale, 1839 nucleotides long. RefSeq lists its product as uncharacterized. The record is from RefSeq and is a predicted model, not a curated record. Bases 1 to 1839 code for a protein of 612 amino acids. The transcript has 2 exons. NCBI's taxonomy places the organism in Eukaryota, Fungi, Ascomycota, Eurotiomycetes, Eurotiales, Aspergillaceae.
AUGUCUGUCUCAUUAGAGAAAUCAAGUUCUCUGGCUAGUCGUUUUCGGGAUGCUCUUCCUUCUAUCUUGAAAAAGUCCCGCAAUACUGAGAUUUGGGGUGUUGAUUUGAAGCAUGCGGAGUGGCAGGUACUGGAGGUGAUUUUGGAAAAGUUCCUCAGAAGCCAUUCCACAAUCCCCGCACUUCAAUUUUCUAGGGCAAGUGCCUCACUAGAGAAAACUUUGGAAUGGCGACGCUUCUCUGACCCGAGGGCUCUUCUUCCUGAAGCACAGUCCAUCCUUCCAGACUUAGACAUAGGCCAUAUCACUUUAAAUGAGGGCCAAUAUGUGCUGUGGGUUAGCAUUGAUGAGAUGGCGAUUAAGGGAUACUCACCAAUACAUGAAAGCCUGACGACAUCUCAAUGGAUGGUGCAGUUAGGUCUUGCUGUAAUGGAAAAGCUCUCCAUGCUUCUGAUGCAUUCAGCCGCUAGUUCUGAUCUACAUGACUAUUCGGCUUCCUGUGUGAUCGAAUUCAAGAUACAUACCAUUCAAAAUGCCAAGAAAGGACAGCAGUCCUUCCAGGGAAAGAUCUGCAACGCCCUUGAGGAAUUGGUGACAUUCAUCCGGUAUCACUAUCCUAAUAUUCUGGGAAAGGCAUACAUCAUCAAUCCUCGUGAUGAAUACCUCGCAACUCUUGAUAUCGAUGAAUCUCUCUUGAGAGAUACGGUACUUUUGGAAAAUCCAGAGGACCUUGCUCGAUAUCUUGGAUCACAGCUUCCACCUCGAUAUGGCGGUACUGGGGAAUCGCUUGCGGAGUCCGAUUUUCUCCGUAGUUGUUCCCUCGCGAGGGAUUCAGCGGGGAAAACCGACCUCGAGAUGCCAGAGAUCAGUGCAGCAGCCAGUACUGACAUAGAGAAGACCGGAGAGAAAGAAGAAACUACAGCUUCCGCUACGAAUAGCGGCAGCACCUCUCCUGAAGGCUUGGAAACAGAGGAGCAAAAACUUCGCGUAAUUUACUCAGGCGUCAUUGGGCCUCCAUCUAUCAUACUCGACCCCGACGAUUUGCACAGAGCAACCUGCCUUUGUCCCGACAAAAUGGGCGCGCGUGUUGUUUUCGCAGAUUCAGAGACGGUUGCGAAAUUCGGCCAUGGUGUUCGUCUAGCCGAAGCCGAAGCGUUACAUUUGGCAUCUACCCGUACCACCAUAGCAACACCAAGGCUUCUCAGUGCAUAUAUCCUUGAUGGCGUUGGAUACAUCAUAAUGUCAUAUGAAGUGGGCGAGUCACUCGGAAAAUACUGGGAUCGUGUUUCGAAGGUUGAACAAAGUCGCGUACUGGAGCAGUUACGGGACUACGUAAACCAGAUGCGUGAGAUUCCAGGGGAUUUCAUCGGUGGAGUCGACGGAUCACCCUGUCGGGACGGCGUCUUUGAGGCCGGCUACGGCGACUACACUAGCUACAGCUACGGCCCAUACCCAUCCGAGGAAAGCUUUGACGAAGGAAUGAUUCAAGCUUUGCGAGAUCGACUGCCCUCGAAAGUUCUCGAGGGUGAACAUGACAUCGAAUCAGACUUUUUCAACAGCGAGUACAUGUUAUACCAGACGGUCCGAGGUCUCAAAAAUCACAAGAUCUUGUUUACACACGGGGAUUUACAUGCAGGGAAUAUCCUUGUUCGGACUGAUGGCACUGUUGUUCUAUUGGACUGGGGCCUAGCUGGCUUUUGGCCGGAGUAUUGGGAGUUCUACCGUGCCAUGCAUAAUCCACCUUGGAGAGCCUCGUGGGAUCGCAUGGUGGAGAAAUUUAUUCCACCUUUUUAUGUCGAGUAUAGCGUGAUGAAAAGGAUAUUCGCGACCGCGUGGAACUAA